AUGUCCUCCUCCACCUCGGGGACGAUGCACCGUGCCGUGGCCACACACCCUCAGGCAGCGGAGGACGUCGACUACAAGACCAACCCCUACGUCAAGCCACCCUACUCCUAUGCCAAGCUCAUCUGCAUGGCGAUGGAAGCCAGCAAUCAGCCUAAAAUCCUCCUCUCCGUCAUCUACAAGUGGAUCAGCGACAACUUCUGCUACUUCCGACACGCCGAUCCCACCUGGCAG
Eurypyga helias (sunbittern) is the source of this 231-nucleotide messenger RNA. Its product is annotated as forkhead box protein J1-like. The annotation marks the transcript as partial. Lineage: Eukaryota; Metazoa; Chordata; Aves; Eurypygiformes; Eurypygidae. The record is from RefSeq and is a predicted model, not a curated record. Gene Ontology annotation, molecular function: sequence-specific DNA binding; DNA-binding transcription factor activity. Gene Ontology annotation, biological process: regulation of DNA-templated transcription. The transcript has a single exon.